AUGAAGCUGCUGGGGCUCUGGCUCUUGUGCCGCCUGCUCCCCGGCGGGGGCGGCUCCUCCCCACAGCCUUCGGGGAUCCAGCCACGGGGGAGCAGCGGCGGCCGCACUGAGUUGCCCGGCUCCCGGAACCUCACCCGGGCUCGCUGGGGCAGCGGGGAUGGGCGGGAGGAGGCCGCCCUGCGGGAAAGUAUUAAAAGAAUUAGGAGUUUGAAUUCUUUAUCAUCAGAUGACAACACGACUGCUUUCUAUGGAAUAAAUCAGUUUUCUCACUUGUUUCCUGAAGAUUUUAAAGCUAUUUAUUUAAGAAGCAGACCUUACAGAGUUCCCAGAUACACAGAAGUGCUGAAGAGAAAGGAAACACCGUUACCAACAAAGUUUGACUGGAGGGACAAGAAUGUUGUCACCAAAGUGAGAAAUCAGCAAACAUGUGGAGGCUGCUGGGCUUUCAGCGUUGUGGGUGGAAUAGAAUCUGCCUAUGCAAUCAAAGUGAAUAUUCUGGAAGAACUCAGUGUACAGCAGGUCAUUGACUGUUCAUACAACAAUUACGGCUGCCAUGGUGGCUCUACUGUUAGUGCUCUCAGCUGGCUGAAUCAGACACAACUAAAAUUGGUGAAAGAUUCUGAAUACACUUUUAAAGCUCAAACAGGACUGUGCCAUUAUUUCCAGCCCUCUGAUUUUGGAGUUUCAAUUACAGAUUAUACUGCGUAUGACUUCAGUGGCCAGGAAGACGAAAUGAUGAAGAAGCUUGUUAACUGUGGACCUUUGGCAGUGACAGUAGAUGCAGUUAGCUGGCAGGAUUAUCUGGGUGGGAUCAUACAGUAUCACUGCUCCAGUGGAAAAGCAAAUCAUGCUGUUCUCAUCACCGGUUUUGAUAGAACAGGUAGCAUCCCUUACUGGAUUGUACGCAACUCGUGGGGGCACACAUGGGGAAUAAGUGGUUAUGCUCAUAUUAAAAUAGGUAGUAAUGUCUGUGGUAUAGCAGAUACAGUUUCAUCUGUGUUUGUUUGACACCGACUGGCCAAACAAAAAAGCACCCUGCUGGCAGUCAUUUGGCAGAUACUG
Messenger RNA from Emys orbicularis (European pond turtle), 1062 nucleotides. It is a transcript of the gene CTSO, whose product is annotated as cathepsin O. Bases 1 to 1008 code for a protein of 335 amino acids. Gene Ontology annotation, molecular function: cysteine-type endopeptidase activity. The transcript has 8 exons. The record is from RefSeq and is a predicted model, not a curated record. NCBI's taxonomy places the organism in Eukaryota, Metazoa, Chordata, Testudines, Emydidae. Gene Ontology annotation, cellular component: lysosome.